AUGGGAGACCUCAACUCGUCGAAUUUCACCCAGCCGGGCACGUUCGAUAUUCUUGAAAGCUGCAUCUUUACCCUCAUUGCCUGCAUCUUCACGGCCCUUGAUCUCGACGUAGUUUCUAACCCAACAUGGCAACGACUGCUUUUCGAAAAGGCAAAAUGGGUUCUGUUGACUAUCGUUAUUCCAGAAAUCUCCAUAUUGACCGCCACCCGUCAGUUUAUGGAAGCCUGGGAACUCAGGUCGGACCUUCAAAAGAUGUGGAAACAACAGAAACCAUCCAGAUCUAGUCCUGACGCUGAUUUCAAAAUCAACACGAAAUAUGCCUACUUUAUCAUCAUGGGAGGACUUCGUUUCGACGUCAGUGAUAUCCUCUCUCUUCCGGAUCUCGACCCUUCAACCGAGAAACUGUUCAACGGCCCCAAAAAUGGCCGGAAAACCGUUCGUGCAGGCCCGGGCGCUAUACUGUCACUCGCCAAAGAGGGACACUGGAUCAAAAUUCAGCAGAAUGAAAUUGACGACAAGAGUAAAGCCAACGUAUUUCAGAAAGUACUUGUUCUUAUCCAAGUGCUCUGGAUGUGUAUGCAAUGUUUUUGGAGGGGUGCAUAUGGAUUUCCCAUUACACUUCUGGAAUUCCAUACCCUGUUACAUGUAGGGUUUGCUGUUUUCCAGUAUUGUUUGUGGAUCAAGAAGCCUCUAGAUGUUCAGGAAGCAAUCGUGGUUCAAUCGCACGGUUUUGAGGCCGAACUAGCCAUAAUGUUGCAGAAACAGUUCUACAGCAGGAUGUCAUACAGAUUAGCCCUCUUCAAAUCCCAACAAACCCCAGAACAGCCACCUCCACUAGGACCCUCCGGAAGACAAAUGCGAUGGAUCGAUCAAGUAGCGCCUACUAAGAUGAAAGUUGGCGAUAUUCUAACAUCUGGGCUCGCUCUUUAUCGGAUAGAUGUCAAGAGUGGUUACUUCCCGCUUGAGAACAUAUGGGAUCCUACGACAGUGAUAAAACACAAAAUCAAAUCGAAAGAUUCCCCGGACUUUUGUUUCGACCUCACACCUGAGUUCCUUAGGCGAUGGGAUGCUAUUCUGUCCAAAUUCCCCGAUGAACAACGAGAGAACCUAGCUGAAACGAUGGGAUAUAAUCAAGUCUGGAGAAGUAACGUUGAAGCCGGUAUACCUGACCUCCCGGAGAGAGAGAAACGCAUCCUUCUCCUUACGCGACUGGUAGAAUUCAGGCACGAGCCGCUUUUAGACCGCGAAAGGGAGUUUUGGGAGGGCAGAAGUAUCUUCUCCUUAGAUAUUGCCCCGCACUUUGAAACGCAAGGCUUUCGAGAGACAUAUGGCCCCGUAUGGAAGUUCUGGAGGAUUGUUGUUCAAGUUACCUUCGCACAUAGAGGAAGUCUUAUGGAAGGCUUGGUCUGGCUCACCAUUUGGUGUUUGUUUCUCAACAAGUCUUAUGUUCUCGUCUUCCCAAACAAAACCCCGGAAGUUCUCAAGAGGGCCAUAAGACAGCUCGCCAAGUUUUAUUGCAUAUACUUGCUAUCUUGCAUAUACUUGCUAUCUGUUUUAGGGCCUACAUUGUCGCCGAGAUAUUUGCAAGCCUGCGAUAUUGUCCUGUUGGAGUUUUCAUCACCUUCCAGUGGUUAG
Fusarium proliferatum ET1 is the source of this 1635-nucleotide messenger RNA. RefSeq lists its product as uncharacterized. NCBI's taxonomy places the organism in Eukaryota, Fungi, Ascomycota, Sordariomycetes, Hypocreales, Nectriaceae. The record is from RefSeq and is a predicted model, not a curated record. The coding region runs from base 1 to 1635 and encodes 544 amino acids. The transcript is spliced from 7 exons.